CUUUUUCGCUUUUGAGCACUGCGUGCAGAUGUGUCCCUUGAGAGCGCUUAAGUACCUAUACAUAGAUACAGACUUCUCUGGAUAGAAGAAGUCCACGCCAAGCCAACUUGUUUGGGGUCUCCUGGUCCUUGAAAGAAGCUCAUCCUCGUCUGAGAUUAUUAGAGCCACCUGGUGUCCUCGAGCGAAGAAAACAAGAACCGAUACGAUUUUAUUACUGCUGGGCGGAUGAGUGCUGCUGCCCCUGCCGCUAAAGCGGGAUCUGAACGGGGUCGCGGCGGUUUGCGUGGCGGCACCUGGGCUACUGCGCGGUCUACCAAGUCGUUUUUCUAUCCGUCCGCAUUGAAGAAGGAGAAGGAGAGCCUCUUGCACUCCAUCUUCCACCCAGGGGGAAGUACCAGCUCGGGCCGGGACUCCCGGUCGUCCAAUCGGUCUUCCAGCUCGUUCCGCACGCAGCGGUCCACCUCUAUUGAAAGGGAAAACCCCCCUCCCCAUAUCAGAACGGAAAUUUGUGAUGCUGAUUUGUAGUUACAUACAAAUCGUCUUUGUCUUGCCUAUCGGGUAAAAAUAGGAGCCAUUUGGAGGAUCAUUCCAAAGCCAGUCUGUCAUGCGCUUUCGACUACUGCAAACCUGUUUGCCAUGCGUAACUGCUACCAUCCUUCUGCAUACCCAAACAGGCUCAGCAAAUGCCGCCAAGCACUUUCUGCAAGAGAAAUCUGAUUUGUGUACGCAAAUCCAGCAGCAGAAACUUCGUUUUGAUAUGAGGCGGUUGGAUUUUUCCGCACAAUAACCUCCAGUGCAU
Amoebophrya sp. A120 is the source of this 799-nucleotide messenger RNA. NCBI's taxonomy places the organism in Eukaryota, Dinophyceae, Syndiniales, Amoebophryaceae. The record is from the annotation of a GenBank genome assembly.